This is a messenger RNA of Sparassis crispa, 840 nucleotides long. RefSeq lists its product with no specific name. The record is from RefSeq and is a predicted model, not a curated record. Lineage: Eukaryota; Fungi; Basidiomycota; Agaricomycetes; Polyporales; Sparassidaceae. The transcript is spliced from 3 exons. The coding region runs from base 1 to 840 and encodes 279 amino acids.
AUGCCUAGACAACUCGCCGUCGACUCAUCUAAAGCUCGCAAACGAUUUACACAAUGCCAACAGUGUUAUAAAGGAAAGGACCAUGCAAAGCUCUUCGUAUGUGCUGGAUGUAAAGUAGCAUUGUACUGCAGUGCGAAAUGCCAGAAGGAGCACUGGCCAUUCCACAAAACGAUAUGUAAACAACAUCAAGAACGUGUCUCCCACAUCGCUUCUCUCGAUGAUCAAGUGCUUUCCAAAGCAUCUACCUCGACGAUCUCUGACGAGCCAGCUGUCCUCCUUCCUUCGGAGCUGACGGAUGAGAUGCGCUCAUUCAUAAACAAAUUUGGCCCUGCUUUGUUCCAGGCUGGCUUCAACUGCGUGGACAUCGCCAAUCAUCCCAUGGGGUGGACUCAGGUGGUGUGCUAUGUCAUUCUGGAGCAUUUUUCUAGUAUAUCCCCCACCUCUCGCCCAUGGUCACGUUUUCGGGUGUUAGAAGCUGAGCCUUUCCCAUUAGUCACCCUUCACCUGCAGUGGAAUCCCGAGCAAGUGAAGGACUUCAUCGAGAGGAAGCAGGCGCAGGAGCGCCACCAUCAGGAGAGUGGAUUCCUGGGAUCCAUCACGAUCGUGUUGUCGUGCAGGCACAUGGACAGCGACCUGCCCCUUGUCGUGCACAACACAUCGUUCCACGGGUUUGGGUCCCACUCGAAGGCCGAGUUGGAGAUAUCCGACGAUUGGAGGGACAAACUUAAGGAGACAGUGGAGAGGAUGUGUGGUCGGGGCGCUUUUGGAUACCUCGAAACCUCUGAAACCUCUGAAGUUUCCGAACCCUCUGGGGAGAGUUAUUUGACAUCCCCGGAUUGA